GGCCGUACCACGGCCGUCCGCGCCGAGGGGGGAGCUCCGGAGGGGGGAGGUGUUGGUAGAGGCCAAGGGCGCCGUUGGUUGCGGGCUCGCGAAGAGGACAGCGGCAUGGCGGCCUUGGGGUCCCCGGCGCGCACGCUGCGAGGCCUUCUGCGGGAGCUGCGCUACCUAAGCGCGGCCAGCGGGCGGCCGUACCGCGACACCGCGGCCUACCGGUACCUCGUGAAGACGUUCCGCGCACACCGGGUAACCAGUGAGAAGUUGUGCCGAGCCCAACAUGAGCUUCAUUUCCAAGCUGCCACCUAUCUCUGUCUCUUGCGCAGCAUUCGGGAGCACGUGGCCCUUCAUCAGGAAUUUCAUGGCAAGGGUGAGCGCUCCGUGGAGGAGUCUGCUGGUUUGGUGGGUCUACAGUUGCCCCAUCAGCCUGGAGGGAAGGGCUGGGAGCCAUGAACAUGGAGAGUCCUCAGAUGUUAACUUCCUUUGAGAAUUUACUCAUUUCUACCAAUAUGUAUUUAUCAUUAAAUUGUUUUUUAAAAAGUU
This is a messenger RNA of Dipodomys spectabilis (banner-tailed kangaroo rat), 537 nucleotides long. It is a transcript of the gene Fmc1, whose product is annotated as formation of mitochondrial complex V assembly factor 1 homolog. Gene Ontology annotation, cellular component: mitochondrion. NCBI's taxonomy places the organism in Eukaryota, Metazoa, Chordata, Mammalia, Rodentia, Heteromyidae. The coding region runs from base 106 to 447 and encodes 113 amino acids. The record is from RefSeq and is a predicted model, not a curated record. The transcript has 2 exons.